This is a messenger RNA of Haemonchus placei, 402 nucleotides long. The record is from the annotation of a GenBank genome assembly. Lineage: Eukaryota; Metazoa; Nematoda; Chromadorea; Rhabditida; Trichostrongylidae.
AUGGAUGUACAACAGAUUGUGUCUAAUGCAUCAACAGUCAUACUGGUUAUGGGGACAAUGCUGAACCUAAUAUUUAUCUAUACAAUCAGAAAUGGUACCCGAAGUACGGUCAGUCACGUCUACAAAAAUAUAAUGACGUGCUUUGCUGUCUUCAACAUACUUUUCGCAGCUGCAGAAUUCAUCAUUAGGCCUGUAAGUUGUUUUACUUUCACACCAAAAAAACUCACGUUCCAGCAAAUGAAACCUUGGGGGCACAUAUUACUAAGUAUUUUUAUUGGAAUGUACGGCACAAACACAGCUCUUUUGACUCUUCAUUUCGUGUACAGAUACGUUGCCGUUUGCAGGUUUGUGGGCUCUUAUAAUCUGAGGUAUGGUCACUGGGAUCCAAUCAAAAAUGUGUAA